This is a messenger RNA of Arabidopsis arenosa, 1095 nucleotides long. The record is from the annotation of a GenBank genome assembly. NCBI's taxonomy places the organism in Eukaryota, Viridiplantae, Streptophyta, Magnoliopsida, Brassicales, Brassicaceae.
CAAAAUCAAUUCUCAUCUCAAGAAAGAAUGGAUCCAGUUCAAUCUCAUGGAUCACAAAGCUCUCUUCCUCCUCCUUUCCACGCUAGAGACUUCCAAUUACAUCUUCAACAACAACAACAACAUCAACAACAACAACACCAACAACAACAGUUCUUUCUCCACCAUCAUCAGCAGCCGCAAAGAAACCCUGAUCAAGAUCACGAGCAGCAAGGAGGUUCAAUAAUGAAUCGAUCCAUUAAGAUGGAUCGCGAAGAGACAAGCGAUAACAUGGACAACAUCACUAACAACAACAGCGGUAGCGAAGGUAAAGAGAUGAGUUUACACGGGGGAGAAGGAGGAAGCGGCGGUGGAGGAAGCGGAGAACAGAUGACAAGAAGGCCAAGAGGAAGACCAGCUGGAUCCAAGAACAAACCUAAAGCUCCAAUAAUCAUUACAAGAGACAGCGCAAACGCGCUUCGAACUCACGUCAUGGAGAUCGGAGAUGGAUGUGACAUAGUUGACUGUAUGGCUACGUUCGCUAGACGCCGCCAAAGAGGCGUUUGCGUUAUGAGUGGUACAGGAAACGUUACUAACGUCACGAUACGUCAGCCUGGAUCGCCACCUGGCUCGGUGGUUAGCCUCCAUGGCCGGUUCGAAAUCCUCUCUCUUUCCGGAUCUUUCUUGCCACCGCCUGCGCCUCCUGCAGCCACUGGACUAAGCGUUUACCUAGCUGGAGGACAAGGGCAGGUCGUUGGAGGUAGUGUGGUGGGACCUUUGUUGUGUUCGGGUCCUGUGGUGGUUAUGGCGGCGUCUUUUAGCAAUGCGGCAUACGAGAGGCUACCUUUGGAAGAAGAUGAGAUGCAGACGCCAGUUCACGGCGGCGGUGGAGGAGGAGGAGGUGGAGGUGGAGGAGGAGGAGGAGGAAUGGGAUCUCCGCCGAUGAUGGGGCAGCAACAAGCUAUGGCAGCUAUGGCGGCGGCUCAAGGACUACCACCGAAUCUUCUUGGUUCGGUUCAGUUGCCGCCGCCACAGCAAAAUGAUCAGCAGUAUUGGUCUACGGGUCGACCACCGUAUUGAUUAUUAGAUUGCUAUUAUUGUAUACACAUGAUCAAUCGA